UGAACUAGGUAAUAAUGUUAUAUUGUAAUUGCGAAAAGGACAUAACUGCAAAUAUAUGCACAAUCAAAGGAUAAAUUAGUACACCCACUCAAAAUAAAAACCCCACUAUCCCUUCCCCAGUACGAGGGUUUAUGCAGGGCUUUAAUUCUGCUCCUCCCUCUCAAAUUCUCAACUUCAAUGCCGUUCUUUUGAAGCACCCCAAAUUAGCCCUCAAGCAACCUUUCCAAUCUCAAUUCUGUCCCUCUAAAUCAGCUAAUUCUCCUUCAAUGCUAAAGCUUCUAUCCUCUUCCUCUGCUCUACAAUCCCGGGCUCAAUGCCUUGCGCAACCGGCGACGGCCCUCCGGGUCGUGAGCGACUCGGCGGCAGGAGCGAGUCCCUUUUUCAAGGUGCUGAAUUCUAUUACUGGGUUUUCUCGGAGAAGUUCUAAGUUGGAUCGGAGAGCGUUCUUCUGUUCGGAUUCCAGUGAUGGUGGCAGCGGCGAGCCGGUGGUGGAGGUGGAGGUGAAGGCGCCUGAAACUGAGGGCGAAGGUGCCGAUGGAAGGAGCUCCUCUGCUAUUGUUCCAACUAAUCCGAGGCCGGAGGAUUAUUUGACGGUUUUGGCAUUGCCAUUGCCACAUAGACCACUUUUUCCAGGUUUCUACAUGCCCAUCUAUGUGAAGGAUCCUAAAUUGUUGGCAGCUUUACAAGAAAGCCGAAAAAGGCAAGCCCCAUAUGCUGGUGCUUUCCUUCUUAAAGAUGAGCCAGGGACUGAUCCUAGUGUGGUAUCUGGUUCUGAAACCGAUAAGAACAUCUAUGAUCUUAAGGGAAAAGAGCUGUUUGACCGUCUUCACGAAGUUGGCACCCUUGCUCAGAUUACAAGCAUCCAGGGAGAUCAGGUUAUUCUUAUUGGACACAGGCGGCUGCGAAUAACAGAAAUGGCCAGCGAGGAUCCCCUCACAGUCAAAGUUGACCAUCUUAAGGAUAAACCGUAUAAUAAGGAUGAUGAUGUUAUAAAGGCAACAUCAUUUGAGGUUAUAUCAACCCUUAGGGAUGUUCUGAAGACAAGUUCCCUUUGGAGAGAUCAUGUUCAAACAUAUACUCAGCACAUAGGUGAUUUUAAUUUUCCAAGGUUAGCAGAUUUUGGAGCUGCAAUAUCUGGUGCAAACAAACUGCAGUGCCAGCAAGCUCUUGAAGAGCUGGAUGUGUAUAAACGUCUAAAACUUACACUGGAAUUGGUGAAGAAAGAAAUGGAAAUCAGCAAGAUUCAGGAAUCUAUUGCAAAAGCAAUUGAAGAGAAAAUAAGUGGGGAGCAACGUCGUUAUCUAUUGAAUGAGCAGCUUAAGGCCAUAAAAAAGGAAUUGGGAUUGGAAACAGAUGACAAAACAGCUUUAUCUGCAAAAUUUAGGGAAAGGCUUGAGCCAAACAGGGAAAAAUGCCCGCCCCAUGUUUUACAAGUUAUAGAAGAGGAACUGACAAAGCUACAGCUGUUAGAGGCCAGCUCAAGUGAAUUUAAUGUUACUCGUAAUUAUCUUGAUUGGUUGACUGCACUGCCUUGGGGGACUUACAGUGAUGAAAAUUUUGAUGUCUUUCGGGCGCAAAAGAUUCUUGAUGAGGAUCACUAUGGAUUGUCUGAUGUGAAGGAAAGAAUAUUGGAGUUUAUAGCGGUUGGAAAGCUCAGAGGAACAUCGCAAGGAAAAAUCAUCUGUCUUUCUGGCCCACCUGGUGUUGGCAAAACAAGCAUUGGUCGUUCAAUUGCACGUGCCUUGAAUCGUAAGUUCUAUCGGUUUUCUGUAGGAGGGUUAGCUGAUGUUGCAGAAAUCAAGGGGCAUCGUCGAACCUAUAUUGGUGCAAUGCCUGGAAAGAUGGUGCAGUGCCUGAAAAGUGUUGGCACUGCCAAUCCUCUAGUCCUAAUUGAUGAGAUUGACAAGUUGGGAAGGGGACAUGCUGGUGAUCCAGCAAGUGCUUUGUUGGAGUUGCUUGAUCCAGAGCAAAAUGCUAAUUUCCUGGACCACUAUCUUGACGUUCCGAUUGACCUAUCAAAGGUGUUGUUUGUGUGCACUGCAAAUGUUAUUGAUAUGAUACCUAACCCCCUCUUGGACAGAAUGGAGGUUAUUGCUAUUGCUGGGUACAUAACUGAUGAGAAGAUGCACAUUGCGAGAGAUUAUUUAGAGAAGACUACGCGUGAAGCAUGUGGCAUUAAGCCUGAGCAGGUUGAGGUGACUGAUUCUGCUCUGCUUGGCCUGAUAGAAAAUUACUGCAGAGAAGCAGGGGUCCGGAAUCUUCAAAAGCACAUAGAAAAGGUCUACCGUAAGAUUGCUUUGCGACUUGUGCGACAAGGGGAAUUAAAUGAAUCUGCAACUGCAGUUCAGGAUACGAAAUCCGUGGAAGAAAAGGCAGAAACCAUACAUGAGCCAAGCAGAGAAACGGUUGGCAGUGAGACUAAUGUCGGAUCCAAACCAGGAGAAGGUAGUAGUGACAAACUUGCUUCUGAAAUCUCCGCCGAAGCUGAGACAGUGCAGACUACUCUUCAACCGGACCAACCUACAGAUUCAAAGGAUACAACAGAAGCUGAGAAAAUUCAGGAAACUGAAGCAACUAAGGCAGUUGACAAGGUUUUGGUUGACCCGUCCAACCUAUCUGAUUUUGUUGGCAAACCUGUCUUCCAUGCGGAGCGCAUUUAUGAUCAGACUCCAGCUGGAGUAGUGAUGGGUCUUGCUUGGACUGCUAUGGGUGGUUCUACCUUGUAUAUAGAGACCACUCUAAUUGAGCAAGGAGAGGGAAAAGGAGCCCUCCAUCUCACUGGUCAACUUGGAGAUGUUAUGAAAGAGAGUGCCCAGAUUGCGCACACGGUUUCCAGAGCAAUAUUGCUUGAGAAAGAACCGGAUAACCCUUUCUUUGCCAACUCCAAAGUUCAUCUUCAUGUUCCUGCCGGAGCCACCCCAAAGGAUGGGCCUAGUGCGGGUUGCACCAUGAUCACGUCCUUGCUGUCUCUUGCCACAAAGAAGCCUGUCAGAAAGGAUCUAGCAAUGACUGGGGAAGCAACACUAACAGGGAAAAUUCUUCCCAUUGGUGGAGUUAAGGAGAAAACUAUAGCUGCAAGAAGGAGCGAUGUGAAGACCAUCAUAUUCCCUUCUGCAAAUCGGAGAGAUUUUGACGAGCUUUCACCUAAUGUGAAAGAAGGCCUUGAUGUCCACUUCGUAGACGACUACAGCCAGAUAUUUGAUUUGGCCUUUAAUUCUGAAGAGAAAACUGAAACAUAGAAGAAUAAAGAGAGUCAAUUCGCAGCAUUACUCCAUUUUUCUGGCAAUAAUAGAAAGUAUUCUUUGUGACCCGUUUUUUGUAUCAUUUUGGAUUAGAUUUCUAUCACCAUUCCCUGAAAACAAUGUAGAGAUGGAGAUUUGUUCCUCAUGUGGGUGGAUCCUAUUCGCAUACCGGUUAAGUUUCUUUCCUUUUUUUUUCCUUCUUUUUUUGGCCCUUGUAAAAUAACCACCCAUUUGUCACCUAUUAUGAAAUCUUUUAGAUUUGCAUUUAUUAUAUACAAAAUCUGGCCGCAAAAUCAAGAGUCUUA
Tripterygium wilfordii is the source of this 3547-nucleotide messenger RNA. RefSeq names its product lon protease homolog 1, mitochondrial-like. The record is from RefSeq and is a predicted model, not a curated record. Gene Ontology annotation, cellular component: mitochondrial matrix. Gene Ontology annotation, molecular function: ATP binding; serine-type endopeptidase activity; single-stranded DNA binding. Bases 132 to 3239 code for a protein of 1035 amino acids. The transcript has 20 exons. Gene Ontology annotation, biological process: protein quality control for misfolded or incompletely synthesized proteins; protein catabolic process; mitochondrion organization. NCBI's taxonomy places the organism in Eukaryota, Viridiplantae, Streptophyta, Magnoliopsida, Celastrales, Celastraceae.